Messenger RNA from Exserohilum turcica Et28A, 333 nucleotides. RefSeq lists its product as uncharacterized. Bases 1 to 333 code for a protein of 110 amino acids. The transcript has 3 exons. NCBI's taxonomy places the organism in Eukaryota, Fungi, Ascomycota, Dothideomycetes, Pleosporales, Pleosporaceae. The record is from RefSeq and is a predicted model, not a curated record.
AUGGCAUCCAAGAAGGAAGAGUUCGGGCCUACAAAUCCACCUGGGAACGAUGAAAGUAGCGAUGAAGAGGAAACUACGUUCAAUCCAUCUGCUCCCGGGGACUUCCGUGGAAAGGUUACGAAGUAUUCUACCGCUACACAGGAGUAUCCCACCCCUCCAGCAUACAACGUAGGCGAAGAAGUCUUCCUCCUCAUCCCCGGUCAGGCGCAACCAGCAGGCCCGUACGAAGUUAUGCAAUCUCUAGAUGGAAAGCUGUACCGCAUCAAGACCAAAGAUACUGGGCAGGAACACGGUUCGCUCGUAAGAGAAAGUGACUUGGUGUACAAGGUUUAG